Messenger RNA from Cokeromyces recurvatus, 1080 nucleotides. RefSeq lists its product as uncharacterized. The transcript is spliced from 4 exons. Lineage: Eukaryota; Fungi; Mucoromycota; Mucoromycetes; Mucorales; Mucoraceae. The record is from RefSeq and is a predicted model, not a curated record. The coding region runs from base 237 to 854 and encodes 205 amino acids.
AAUUAUCUCCUUUCGAUCAUAAACAAUGAUGCUUCUAUCAAAUGUUUGACUUUCAGAAGCUGGGCAUUCAAAGUUGUGAAAAGCUUCAAGCACUGCCUGAACAAAAAGGAAAGAUGCUUCUCAAUGGAUUGUAUACUGAUGGCUACACAUGCAGAGUUCUAUUUGCUAGAAAAGUGCUUCCAUCAUCACCAUAAGACAAUAUCUGUCUAGAGUUGAACGAUUUUACAAGCGAAGAGAUGGACAAGCAUUUCCGUCCAUGUACUGUAGACCCAGGAAGACGGGAUCCUUUUGUUUCUUAUCACAGUGGCACUAAAAUACGACGCUUGUCCUCAAUCGAAUAUUACAAUAUGGGUGGAAGUGUAAGACGAAUGAAAGAACAACAGAAGCGUAAACAGAAACAAGGUAUUGAAAAGAUUGAAACAGACAUUCCUUCGCCUAAAACUGCGUCUGUGGAACAAUUUGUUUUGUACAUAACUUACAUGCUGCAGCACAUGAAUACUUUGCUUAAUUUCUACAGCUUUGAAACUUCUAAGAUUAAAUGGUUGAACUACCUCAGUUCCCAAAAAGCCAUCCAAGAAAGUGUCAACAUCUUAAUAAAUGGUGUAAAGAAGUAUAAUAAAAGUAGGAGAAAGAAGACAAAGGAAAACAGAAAAAGAAGGAGGAAAAUUCGCAAGCCUCGUACUGCUCAAGAAGAAAGAGCACUCACCACCAUCCCAAAAUCAAAAAGCAGAAACAACAAAGCCUGUUUUGAAAAGGGAAACAGCAGCAAGAUGCCUCAGGUGGUCUUUGGUGACGGACUAAAAAAAAAACAAGAUUCAUAUCAAGUUCAAAGGUCUCCAUCAUGGCAUAUCUAACAAAAUAUAUCAACAAUUAAAAACAAGGCAAAGGCUUGGAGAACUCUUGCUACUAGACAUCAACGAAUUUAAUACAUCAAAGAUCUGCAAUUCUUGCUUUAAAAAUGAUAUAGAAAAUUUGAAGUGUAGGGAAGAUGACCAUGAUAAAAAAAUCCAUCAAGUAUUGAAGUGUAAAACUUGCAAUAUCUUUUGGAAUCGAGAUGUAAUGGCCAGUAAAAAAUAUGUU